AGACCCCCGCCCAUCGAGCUGAAGGAUCUGACCUGCGUUCGAGCGCUUGGAUCUGGAGGCUGGGGCGCCGCGCUGCUUACGCGCCUGGACAGGGAGCCGGCGCAUCCCCUAGAUAUGCCCGGAACGAUGUUCGCGACCAAGUACGUCACCAAGGCGAUGAUGUGGCAGCAAGAGCUGGUGAGCAUUUCGUAUUGCAGGCUGGAAUCCACCAAACACAUCGAAAGGUCCACUAUGUGCGACCUUCCCUGGAACCCGUUCGUGUGCGGGCUCAUCGCCGCGGAGGAAGACGAGAAGAACCUGUACCUAACGCUUGAGCUCAUCCGAGGAGGAACUCUCCGCGAUCGUCUAUAUGAUGAUGCUCCGUUCGACACCGAGACCGCGAGGUUCUACAUCGCCAACCUCGUUCUCGCGUUCAACCACAUCCACGAACACGGGUACGUGCACCGGGACGUGAAGCCCGACAAUAUCCUUGUCGGCGAGGACGGGUAUUUGUGCCUGAUCGAUCUCGGCUUCGCCAAGAGGGAAACGGACGAUGAUGGAUGGGAUGGAAUGGGGACUCCGCAGUAUAAACCCCCGGAGGCCUUCAACCCACGGGGGAAGCAUAACCGUGCUCUUGAUUGGUGGGCGGCAGGAUGCACAUUAUAUGAACUCCUGGCUCUCGAAUACGCCUAUGGGGGCAAGGACGAAGACGAGAUUGGAGCGCGGGUCUGCAACAGCGACUACAAGUUUCCCCGCGAUCUGAAAGUUGACCCGGACGCCCGGGAUCUGAUUGCGCGUCUUCUCGAGAAAGACCCUAGCAAGAGGCUAGGGACAAAUGGAGCGGAAGAAGUAAUGCGCCAUCCUUUCUUCAAGGACGUCGACUGGGUCAAGAUGCGGAGGCGUCAACUCCCCGUAAGUGGCGGUUAU
This is a messenger RNA of Gloeophyllum trabeum ATCC 11539, 906 nucleotides long. RefSeq names its product kinase-like protein. NCBI's taxonomy places the organism in Eukaryota, Fungi, Basidiomycota, Agaricomycetes, Gloeophyllales, Gloeophyllaceae. The annotation marks the transcript as partial. The transcript is spliced from 4 exons. Gene Ontology annotation, molecular function: protein kinase activity; ATP binding. Gene Ontology annotation, biological process: protein phosphorylation. The record is from RefSeq and is a predicted model, not a curated record.